AUGACCUCGAUGACGCCCGACCAUGCGCAGACGCGCGACUGGACUAAUGGCGACUCUUCCGCUGUUCAGCAAGCGCCACUUUGGAUGCUUUCAGACGAUAUGCACCCUUCUUCGACGUUCUCGUACACCGCGCCACCUGCCCCAUACGAGCCCAAGCCACUCACAACAGUCAUCCCAUCCGACCCCUUGUCUUUCGGAGAGAUCAUGCACCACCUCGAGAGCCACCAACAGUCCCUACAGUACUUUGAAGCGAAUCAAAGUCUCGAUCCCGAAGGGCCUCAAGCCGGGGCCGAAGUGGCGAUGCUCAUUGGCAAAGCUCUGCAGCAUGGCACCCACAUCAUCCAGCCCUCCGCGCUCACGACGCUCAUCCUCCAAGAUCUCUCCUCCCUGGCGCUCAACGCGCUCGUGGUCAGCGUGUCCCUCCCCCGUCUGCAACUCCUCUAUAUAUCCCGCAAGCGAAGGUUCGGCGAAUCAGUGGCGGACGUUCAUCUGGAUCGCUUUCUGGGACCCAUGCACCAGACGCUGAAGGUCAUCACGCUGGAUGGCGUAGAGAUGGUUCCGGAGAAAGGGCUGCAGGCGCUGUCCAUGUGCCAGGGUCUUGAGGGGCUGACCUUGAAGCUCCCGAGCGACUUCUAUCCUUGGCUGUUGUAUCUCUUGGGCUCCGGGAAUCUGCCAUCGCUCGCGCAACUGGGAAUGACGCUGCAGCUGUCGGACAAGAUGGACAGCUCCAGGGUCGGCGCUCUGUUGGACCUGCUGGACUGCCGGCCACUUCUGCGCCAGGUCGAGCUGAGCGUGUGGCGAAUGCCCACCGACCUGCACCCGUUGACGACGGACAAGAUCAAGAACUUGAUGCAGAUCAGCAGACUGAACAUUCACGAACUGUACUUGACGGAUCCGAGCCUGCAAGGCAACGUAUGCGACCUGGAGGUGGCGGCAGCGGCGGCUGCAGAAGUGACGCCUGCGAGCCCAGCCAAGCGAAGCCGCAAGCCUCCUUCGAGAUCAAGACCAGAUCAGCAACGCAGCCAUCAAGCUCAGAGCCCCGGCUCUCGCAAGCGUCACCCAAGGGUCUUCCAGGCGUAG
Messenger RNA from Schizophyllum commune H4-8, 1080 nucleotides. RefSeq lists its product as uncharacterized. Lineage: Eukaryota; Fungi; Basidiomycota; Agaricomycetes; Agaricales; Schizophyllaceae. The record is from RefSeq and is a predicted model, not a curated record. The coding region runs from base 1 to 1080 and encodes 359 amino acids. The transcript has a single exon.